AGAUUAUCCCACCUCCUCCAUAGCAGGGAAGAGGAAGAGCUCGUUUACCUCCGGAGACACCUGUCUUUGUGUGCGGAGACACUCAUGUAGCGACGGUGGAGUAAUUUGCUCUUGGCACAUAAAAAGCAGUUACCUGCGUCUGUACGCACAAUAUCUGCCUCAGACCCGUUUAGCAGACUGCACUGGUGGAAAUAAGGAGUUUCGAUGGAGCCCAAAACUGUAGUAAAGGAGAAGUUUUUCGUGGUCCUACGCGGAAAGUCGAGGAAAGGUUUCUGCCGAGGAUGCAUUGGCCGUGUGGAGGCAGAGACGCAGCGUGGAGAGCUGGUGGGACUGUUGUACGGCAGUGGCAGCAACGCAGGGACCCCCAAGAGCGGGGGCGUCGUGAGGAGAGAGGACAUAUACCCUCUGACCCGUCACCAGGCCCAGCUACUGCUCUUCAUCUCCUCCGCGAGCAAACGCCUUGAGCUGCUGUGUAACCCCCAGCUGUUCUCGGCCAUCUGUGAUCUGUCUCAGAAUGACCUGGUGGUGGUGAAGCACAAGAAGGGACACCUGCCCGGGCUGGUGAAGAACCUGAUGCAAAUUGGCAGGAAAGACCACAAAGACGACCUGCACAUGCUUGGCUUUGAGGUGGAAUUCGUGGACAGUGAUCACAAUUUGUCAUCCAAGAAACCUGCUCCUCUGCCUUUGUUCAGUGCUGCAGACAUCGUCCAGGUGGUCCCAUCUUACUCCGUGCCCCUCGGAUUGCAGUGGAGAGAUGGCAAGUAUGGGGGCAGAAAAGCAGUGACUCGCAUCAGCUCCAUGCCAAAUAUUGGAUCUCGUGCACACCAAGUGAGAGAGAACCAUGCAGAGCAGAGUGUCACACAGAGCCAAAGUCUGAGCACAUGUCAUGUACCUCUGGAGGUGGGAUCCAUGGUUGAGGUGAUGUCCAACAUGGGGAUCACAGUCUACGGGGUUGUCCGGUGGUUGGGGCUCCCUGCGGGAAAGACCGAUGAAUGGGCUGGGAUUGAACUGGACUAUGAAGUGAACGGAUGCUCUGAUGGGAAGUAUGGAGACCAGAGAUAUUUCACCUGCAAAGAAAGCAGGGCUUUGUUUGUUCCUGUCACAAAGUGCAGCCCUGACAGCAGAUUUGUCUGCUCCUCUCCAGGAAGGGAGACCCCAAAACCCACCGAAGCACCUCCAGUUCCUCCAUUUGAGGACUCCGAGGAGGAUGCAUCACCUAUCCCUGAGUCAGAGGUCUUGUCUUUGUUAGUGGGAAAAAUGAAGGGGAUUCAGGGUCACAUCAACUCCUGUUACCUUGAUGCCACACUCUUCAGUUUGUUCAGCUCAUCCGUGACCCUGGAUAACAUCUGCCAGAAGCCUGCUGACACAGAGCAACCCACAACCUGCACUCUGAGAAAAAUAGUCAACCGUUUACGCAGACAGGGGUUUGUUCCUGCUGAUAGUGUUAUGAAUUUCCGCAAACAGCUUGGCUGCGACACCUUUCAAACAGAGGAAAAAGACCCAGAGGAGUUCAUCACUGUCCUCUUUCAGGAGGUGCUCUGCAUGGAGCCACUGCUCAAGCUCAGAUCGAGGGGAGAAACAUCUCAGGGUGCCUACACCUUCCAGAUCUUUCUAGAAAAAGAGCAGAUGGGACAGAUGCCCACUGUCCAACAGCUGCUGGACACAUCCUGCCUGUCAGGUGACCUCAAGUUUGAAGAGAUGCCAUCCUGUCUGAUGGUUCAGAUGCCAAGGUUUGGAAACAAGUAUAAGAUGUUUUCUCACAUCAUUCCCUCCACUGAGCUGGACAUCACAGACCUUCUAUAUAACUCUCCGAGAGAAUGUUUCCUCUGCGGGCAUUUGGCAGAGUAUGAGUGUCUUGAGUGUCUACCUGAUCGCAAACUGCAGCCAGGAAGGAUCAAACAGUACUGCACUACCUGCAACACACAGGUGCACAGUCAUCACAUGCGGCAGGGUCACUCCCCCAAAGGUCUAGAAGUUCCAGCAGAUGUACCCUCUGACAGUCCUCUGCCCAGGCACACGAUGCAGCUGUUUGCUGUGCUCUGCAUUCAAACCAGCCACUACGUGUCCUUUGUCAAAUAUGGUGCUGACCCCCACUCCUGGCUCUUCUUUGACAGCAUGGCAGACAGAUGCGGUAAUGAUCAGAGUGGCUACAACAUUCCCGAGAUCCGAGCUUGUCCGGAGCUGGGUGACUUCCUGUCCGAGUCGGAGGAGGUGCUGGCUCAGGCCAACCCCUCCCACACUCCUGAGCUAGUGCGCAGGCUGCUGUGUGACUCCUACAUGUUUUUAUACCAGAACCCAGCCACGCCACUUUCAAAAUCAAACCAUCAGGAGCCUUAAAACGCAUGUGAGGACGAGGACACAAUGUUCUCACAACAGUGCCUAAACAACCUUGCAUCUCUGCUCAAUCAGCAAGAUGUUGUGUUGGUUAUUACAUCAACAUAGCAGGAACUGGAAUGGGUGCUUUUAACUUCAUGGAAAGAAACAAUAUUUUUGAAGGGAAAUACAAUAUUGUAGCUCAGAGAUCUGACUUUGUUUGAUCUUAGUCAAAGCUGAUGUUGAUUUGCAAGAAGAGAAAGAAUGAGCAGUGAAAAUACUGUUCACUGUACUCCUCAUCCUUGCCUUCUUUAUCUUGCUGUUGUUGCAUUUACUAUUUAUACUUUUUCAAAGUUUUUCAAAGGAAAUUGUAGCAUGUCAGUGAUUUUCAUGACUUAUUCUUAUUUGUUUUUGCCUAUUAUUUGAUAAAUUAAAGUUGAAUUCCAUUCAAGCACUUGGUGACAUAUUUAUAUGAUGUUACGUAAUUUUAUCUCUGGAUUAACUCUUGUGACCUAAAACACUCACUGCAGCCUCCCAUAUCAUAUAAACCAUGUGCUUUUUUGUUAUUGUGGAAUGGCUAUCUCCCGAAAAACAUAAGAUGUGAAAAGUGCAUGAUUGGUUAUGUUUUAUUUACUGUAAACAACUGCACCAUAUGUAGAUAAUACUUGUGCACAUUACUGGAUCUCUAAUGUAGUAUUUUCAUCUGUGAAAUGUUAAAGAAAUUGCGGUAGGAAAUGAGUGAACUAACCCGAGCACAGAACUUUAUUGUAACUUUGAGUUUUAAUUGGACAGAACCUCACAGGUACACCACAUCAGCUUCUCACUGUGUGAAAUAAUACACUUUGAUCUGUUCAGUCAACUACAUCUAAGCCAUUAAAGACUAAUUCAAAAAUCUGAACUAGAUCUUGAUAGUUUAGACAUGGAGUAGUGCUUUGAGGCCCUUGACAGAUCACGUCCUAGUAGGUAAUAUAAUGGACUACAAUGCCCUCUUGUGGAUGCAGAGCUUGCCUUGAACACCAUUCCAUCAUAACCAUACACACACACAUACACACACACACACACACAGUAUAUACACUUGUGUAGACAGAUUAGAUUUACUAGAUUUACUGUUGUUCAGUGAUAGCUUGUCAACUGGCUUGAGAAUCACCAUAAAAACACUACACAUUUUCAUUUAUGAUCUAAAAACCUACUAUCUAGCAACCUACUUCUUAGGAAAUUUCAGGAGGUUAUUGCUCCAAACCAUACCUUUGACUUUCAAUGUAUCGUGACACAUCAGCUCUGUAGUCUGAACCUCUUUGCCUUUGAGUUGAAAUGUGAUAGGUCUGUUAGCUCUCAAGGCUGUGGAGUGCAGGACGGGCUCCUGUCUGUUACGUACCACACGUUCUGGCCUACACAUUUUUUUUCUCACUAAAAGCACAACACGAUUCCAAGGCCUUGAAGACAGCCUAGGCUGUUCAUGAGGGUGAUUCUCACUUAACCCUCAACUUUAACUCCGUAUAUCAACUUUUGCUAAUUAUGACUUUGAGUUGUUUCAAAUAUGCAAUUAGAUAAGCUAUGAAGUAUUCCUUGGAUAGUAUAUUCACUACAUGAUAUAAGGGUGACGGAACAGAGGAGCAUAUGACUGAAAGGGCAGAUACUGAUGAUUGUUGUUGUUGUUAUUAAAUUGUUUAGACAGG
Toxotes jaculatrix (banded archerfish) is the source of this 3989-nucleotide messenger RNA. RefSeq names its product cylindromatosis (turban tumor syndrome), b (gene cyld2). NCBI's taxonomy places the organism in Eukaryota, Metazoa, Chordata, Actinopteri, Toxotidae. The record is from RefSeq and is a predicted model, not a curated record. Gene Ontology annotation, biological process: protein K63-linked deubiquitination. Gene Ontology annotation, cellular component: cytosol. Bases 205 to 2337 code for a protein of 710 amino acids. Gene Ontology annotation, molecular function: K63-linked deubiquitinase activity; cysteine-type deubiquitinase activity. The transcript is spliced from 14 exons.